UGGCCGCAGCCAGAGGAGCCGGUGGAAACCGCGCGCAGCAUGGGGAGGCCCAGCAAAACUAAGAACCAGAAGAAAGAGCGGGCAGAAGCCCAGCAUCGGUCUCAGGAGGCGUAUGGCACUGUGCCUCACUCCUUUGUCUUUCACCGUGGUCGUGCUGGCAAGAACCUGCAGCAGCUUGUUCUGGAUGUUCGGCGAGUGAUGGAGCCCUACACUGCCACUAGCCUUAAGGUGAGGAAGAAGAACUCUCUGAAAGAUUUUGUGACGGUGGCUGGACCCCUGGGCGUGACUCAUUUUCUAGUGUUCACGAAAACCUCCACAAAUAUCAAUCUUAAACUCUUCCGUCUCCCUGGUGGACCAACCUUGACCUUCAAAGUCGCCCAGUAUUCGCUCAUCAAAGAUGUUGUGUCGUCCCUGAAGCGGCACAGGAUGCAUGAGCAGCAGUUCACCUUCCACCCGCUCCUGGUGCUCAACAACUUUGGCACUCAGGGCAUGCACAUCAAGGUCAUGGCCAGCAUGUUCCAAAACAUGUUCCCUUCCAUCAACGUCCACAGGGUAAACCUCAAUGCCAUCAAGCGUUGUGUACUGAUCAACUACAAUCCAGACACUCAGGUUCUUGAAUUCCGUCACUACAGCCUGAAAGUGGUGCCGGUGGGGAUGAGCAAAGGCCUGAAGAAGCUCUUGCAAGAGAGGUUUCCCAACUUGAGCCGCCUGGAGGACAUCAGCGAACUCUUGGCCAGAGACAUCAACCUCUCGGAGAGCGAAGCUGAGCAGGACGGCAGUCACAACAUCACGGAGCUGCCUCAGGCUUACGCUGGCCGGGGCAACAUGAAGGCCCAACAGAGCGCGGUCCGCCUCACUGAGAUUGGUCCUCGAAUGACGCUGCAGCUCAUCAAGGUGGAGGAAGGCUUAGGCCAGGGCAAUGUGCUCUAUCACAGCUUCAUUCACAAGACUGAUGAAGAGAUCCAAGAAGCCCUGGCCAGGAAGAAGGCAAAACUCCAGCUCAAGGCAGAGCGGCGCUCCAAGCAAGAGGCAGAUGUGCAGCGGAAGGAGGAGUUGAGGCAGGCUCACAGGAAGAAGAGCCUGGAGGGAAUAAAGAAGAAGCAACAGGCCGAGGGAGGUGACAGUGACGCAGAGGAUCCUGGGAUGCAGGAGGACCAGAAUGCCCAUGUGCCCUCCGAUGACGACAUGGAGUAUUACCGGCAGGAAGUGGGAGAAGAACCUGAUGAAGAUCUGUUCCCACAAAGCGCUAAGAGGAAGCGAGGGCCCCACCAGUCCACCACGUCUGGGAAAAGGUGCAAGCGAAGCCCUUCUACAGGGCCUCAGAGCCCAGCACUGCCAGGGGCCGGCUCCAAGGCGAAGCACAGCAAGGCCUCAGGGCCUGGGCGGCAGCAGAGGCAGCAACAGCAAAGAGAUUCUCCUCAACAGCCCAAGGGGGGCUUGGGGCGGCAGCGCAGGGACGCUCCAGACUCCACCCGGCAGCGUGGAGGGCCACAGAAUCGCAAGCGGAAGCGGCCCCAGGCCGCAGGGCAGCACAGAGCCAAGCAGCAGCCUGGCUUGAGAACUCUGGGAUCUCAACGGCAGGGCAAGUCUGGACUGGGGCGGAAGCAGGCGCAGAAGGGAAAAGGCGCCUUCAGGAAGCUGGGGCGUUCUGGGAAGAAAAGACCAGCAUAG
This is a messenger RNA of Elgaria multicarinata webbii, 1671 nucleotides long. It is a transcript of the gene PPAN, whose product is annotated as peter pan homolog. Gene Ontology annotation, cellular component: preribosome, large subunit precursor. The record is from RefSeq and is a predicted model, not a curated record. Gene Ontology annotation, molecular function: rRNA binding. Bases 40 to 1671 code for a protein of 543 amino acids. Gene Ontology annotation, biological process: ribosomal large subunit assembly; rRNA processing. NCBI's taxonomy places the organism in Eukaryota, Metazoa, Chordata, Lepidosauria, Squamata, Anguidae. The transcript is spliced from 12 exons.